AAGAAUGGUUGAAAGAAUGCGAAAAUACGGGGAGUUUUGUAAAAAUGCAGUUAUACUUCAGAAGGAAAUGGUUGCUAAUCACUGAGAUCAGUUUUAAUUCAGAAAGUACAGAAGACAAGAGACCACCGAACAAUUUCUCAAAUUUAACAACGUGUUCCGUUGUCAUUACACCCUCUGUGCCUGGUGUUUCAAAACCACCUAGUCCUGGAUGUAAAAAUUGUUCAACGUUUACUAUCAAACCAACACAUAGAGACGAGGCUGAGAUUCAGAAAUCAACACAUUCACUUGCAAUUUCCCUGGUGACUGUUGGCGUAAUUUUUAUCAUCGUCUUUGUUGUCGUAACUAUGUUUCUACUUUACAAAAGACGGCGCCAAGAUGGAAAAUUAACGACAGUUGACGUAGUUGAAAUGCAACCAAGACCGGAAACAUUAGAAAAUGUUCAGAAUUUGAGCCAAGCUGAAGUGGAAACAGCACCAGAUGAACAAGAUUAUGUUAUACCAAAUAAUAUUGUUACUGGACCAUAUCAAGAAGUCCAAAUCUCUCACGCUGAGAUUGACAAGAACAGACAAGAAACAAUUGAUGAUAGCAAGUGCGAGAAACUAUCGAAGGAUGCUUCGGGUUACGUCAUUCCAAAUGAGGGUCACCCCAAAACAGACGAAGAAGUUGCAAAGACAAACUCACUUCCUGGUUACACAAAAUUAGACAACACAAAACGUGACAAUGAAGGUAAUUCCUACCAAAAAUUGAUUUAUGAAUGCAAUAGGCAGACUACAGAUUGAGAGAAUGAAAAACUGUGAAUUGAAAAUAUAUUAUUUAUUUUUUCUUCUGAAUGAUAAAAUAUAAUUCCAAGUAAUGAAUUGAAGAGUGAAUCAACACACUGAAACAUACCAAGAGGGUCUGACUCUUCUGAUUACACGGAAUUA
Messenger RNA from Dendronephthya gigantea, 923 nucleotides. RefSeq lists its product as uncharacterized. The transcript is spliced from 5 exons. Lineage: Eukaryota; Metazoa; Cnidaria; Anthozoa; Malacalcyonacea; Nephtheidae. Bases 45 to 779 code for a protein of 244 amino acids. The record is from RefSeq and is a predicted model, not a curated record.